This is a messenger RNA of Erythranthe guttata (spotted monkey flower), 1112 nucleotides long. RefSeq names its product CASP-like protein 5C1. NCBI's taxonomy places the organism in Eukaryota, Viridiplantae, Streptophyta, Magnoliopsida, Lamiales, Phrymaceae. Gene Ontology annotation, cellular component: membrane. The record is from RefSeq and is a predicted model, not a curated record.
AAUUGUUAUUAUCAGGCAUUAAAUUCCAAGGGAAAAACAAAAGUCUGCCAUUUCCGCCAUAACCAAUCUGCACCGUUUCAUCUUUCCAUUUCGAUAAUCAAACUUUCCAUUUUCACACAGCAAAAAAGGAGUGAGUGAAUUCCUGCUCGUAAUUCUCCUUCGAAAUCCCUGAAGAAUUACUGCACUUAUUUAAUUUCCCCCUUUUCUUCAAUCAAACCCCUGUUUUUUUGGCUUGUUUAAUCUUUUGAUGAGAAACGUGGCAUGGGCGGCUGGGGUAGAGAGAAUUAUUAAAUGGCUAUGAGGAAUCUGUUAUACGAUCGCCACCAUAGGCGUACAGGAAUUGUAUCUAUAGAGGAGAUUGGAGAUAAUCGAGAGGCGUGGAUGAUAUGGAAGAAUUGCCGGGGACUCUGGGUACAAGUGCGAGCUUGGCUCUGAGAUUAGGGCAGGCGAUUUUCGCUGUUGCUUCUUUGCUUUUCAUGUGUUUGGAUGUUGAAUUCUACAGCUACACCGCCUUCUGCUUCUUGGUAACGGUUAUGGGCUUGGUAGUUCCAUGGAGUUUGACUUUGGCAGUGGUGGAUAUAUUCUCCGUUUUUAUUAAAAACCCAGCUCGUCAACGUGGGAUAAUUUCUAUCGUUGUCAUUGGAGAUUGGGUACUCUCGUUUCUUUCACUAGCUGCAUCGAGUUCAACGGCAAGUGUGACUAGUCUUCUUCUUGCUUCUGAUGGAUUCUGCAGCGUAAGAUUAUGCACGAGGUAUCAACUCGCUGCUGCUAUGGCUUUCUUGUCGUGGUUUUUGUCAUUGUCCUCGUGGCUAUUCAAUCUUUGGCUUCUUCCUUCUCUCUAGUUCUUCUCUGUGCAGUUCCCUGCUGUUAUAUUGUAGAGAAAUUGAAUUGCCAAUACAUCACCCAAUUAAGAUGAUUUUUGUUGUUCAGACCUUUUCACAGUUAUACUACUGUUCAUUGUAGUCUUGCAACUGUACAGUUUUUUUCUUUCUAAUAUGAAAUUUGUAAUAAAAGGAAGGCAAACCACUGCUUAUAGUAUGUUGUGGAUUCAUCAGGCUCUGCAUUCUCAUUUUACAUUUUAAUUUUUUUUAUUCGAAAUACAAUCAAAUCCA